Acanthoscelides obtectus is the source of this 643-nucleotide messenger RNA. Lineage: Eukaryota; Metazoa; Arthropoda; Insecta; Coleoptera; Chrysomelidae. The record is from the annotation of a GenBank genome assembly.
CGAUGACGGUUAUGGUAUUGAGCCAUGCCUUAUGACUGCCUUCAGAAAUCCUACUCCAGGUGCAGAAAUAAAUUAUGAUAAGCUUUUAAAACAAGAAAGAGUUAUAAUUGAAUGCUGUUUCGGCCAACUGAAAUGCCGGUUUCCUAUCCUACAGUAUGUUUGCCGCGUAAAGUUGGAAAAUGUGCCGAAAAUAAGUAUUGCUUGUAUUAUUGUACUCCAUAAUGUUGCGAAGAGCUUGGACGAUCCUGACUUUGAGUUAGUUGAACAAGACCCAGAUGAAGAUGAAGGAAAUCAUGAGAAUGACAAACUUCCGCUCCGGCAACUAGUAAAAAUACGGAACUGUCUGGAGUACAACUGUCAGGUGAACGAACUCCAACGUCAACCACAAGCUGGAACAAGUCAGGACAUGUCGCUCAUGAUACAAAUACCAGACAACCCUUUACUUCUUCUUGGAGGAUAUCCUCGCGAGUAUAAGGUAAUCAUUAUGAAUAUGAAAACAAGGAUAUGCUUAUACUUCUACCUUUUUCUCCGAAGCAAAACCUUAUACCUUUACCUUAUGCUUCCGAGAUUAUGCUUCUCUUUUAUGAAUACGGCUCAAUAUCAAGCACGAGAGGCUGGGUCUUGCGAUAUACUGUGUUGUUAA